Cladocopium goreaui is the source of this 3642-nucleotide messenger RNA. Lineage: Eukaryota; Dinophyceae; Suessiales; Symbiodiniaceae. The record is from the annotation of a GenBank genome assembly.
AUGGCGUCAGUGUUGCCAUUGGUGUCAUGGCUGGUACCUUUGCUUUCGUGUACGAUCGCGGUGCAGGCAUCAUGUGAGGGUGACUCAUGUGCACAUGCAGCGCAGAGCCCAUCGUUACUUUCUGUGAAAUCAGAGCUGCACAGCGUGCUGGCCUCGGCGACAGCCACGUUGCCGGGCUUGGACCUCAGUGAUGGCAACGGCAGCACCUUAAACGACAGCGUGGAGACGAUGAUCAGGGCCAAUUUGGCACAUGACUUUGAGGAACAUCAUAACAUUCCGGAUCCUGCCACCAACCAAACGGAGGGUGAUUCUGGGAUGGGCAGCUUGGGUCGUAACAUCGAGUUCAUGUUCCUGAAGGUGGCCGAGCUGGAGACUAUCGUUGAGCUGCAACAGGCUCAGAUUAUGUCCCUGACGGAUCGCCUGAAUGCGGUGGAAAACAAGACCGGCCUGGUGCAGAAGGAAGUCCCUAAGGAGUCCAUCCAUCAUCCCCAACAUCCAGAGAAGGUGCAGAAUAUCUUCAAAAAGGUCUGGAAGAAGCAUCACUAUCAGCGGGAGAAGAAACGCUUCGUGACUCCUGACCAUCCAGCCCAUCCUUCCCAGAAAGCGAAGGCUGAGGCAGCGAAGGCCGAGGCAAAGAAAAAUGAAGCGCUGCUGCAACGACAUCAGCAAGAGAAUCACCAAGAGGAUGAGGAUGAUGAAGUCGAGUUCCAAGAAGACUCUGACCAAGAUGUCUCAGACGACUUCGACGGCGAUACGAGUCAGUCGUUGAUUGACAGCGAAACGAACAGCCUCAGCAACUCCACUGGUUGGAGGAGGCGUCGACGCCGAUGGAUACGCCGCCGCAUCUUCUCCUCGGUGGUGAACACCGUGUCCAAUGCUGCGAGCAGUGCGGUCAACAGUGUCACCAACACCAUGGCAGAUGCCUAUUCACAGGCGGCCGAUAAGGUGGCGUUCGUGGCCAACACAGCCAUCGACAGCGUGGAGAUGGCCGUGGACAUCCUGACGCAGGGCUUCAGCGAUUGGAGCGCCGAUUGCCCCGAGGCCACCAAACCUUCGUUGAAUGUGGACUCCAACGGGGUUUCGGUGAAUUGGGGUCGACAGAAAUGCAGGAUCAGUUUGAUGGGACAGAGAGUCACCAUCUUCGAUUUCAACUUCGGCAGCACCAACGUCAACUGGCCCGAGCCUUUGAAGACGGUGGCCAAGCCCGGCUUCCCCGAGUGGAGUGCCGGUUGCCCCGAAUUCGCGCGGCCGUCGCUGUCGGUGAGCUCCAACGGUUUGGACUUGGACUUUGGUCGGCAGAAGUGCGAGAUCAGCAUGAUGGGCAAGACCUUGAAGCUCAUCGACUUCGACUUUGGCCGCACCAGCCUGCAAUGGCCCGAACCCUUGAAGACGGUGACAGAGUUCGGCCUGGCACCCAUCAAGACCAUGGUGGACCUGGGACGUCAGGCCGUGAAUUGCGCCACCGGAGGAGGGCCCUUGGAGGUCUUCAAAUGCUUCGGGCUGUUGAUCAUUGAGCAGGUACCUCCAUUGAGCUUCCUCACCAGGAUGGGUGAUAUGAUCCAGGAGUUCAUCGAAGUCUUUGCAGUGGUGGCUAAAACCAUUGUGAAAAAGGUGAUUGAGGAGAAGGCAUCACUACUCUCAGAGGCGGCCACCAGCAAGUUCCCGAGGAUUGGUGAGUCGCCAGCCAUCCACCAUGCGAGCAAGAACUUGGCGAUCAAGAAACACACCCGACGCGGGCCCGGAGCCAAGAAACUGGCCAAGAUGAAGCGUGCAUCGAAAACAUCGCUCUUGCAGGAGGGGGAUGAUGAUGGUGGAGAUUCGGAUUCACUCUUCGAGUUUGAAAUCCAUGAUAAUGAUGGCAACUAUGCCACCAAAUUGAUCACUCAGUUCGCUGGCAAGGAAAUCGACACGGCCUCCUGCCUGGCCUUUGCGCCCAAGACACGAAGUGGCUCCAACGGCGCGGUGGCGCAGUCAGAUUGGCAGGUGAAUGACGAAGAUGACUUCAUCAAAUUGGAGCCAUGGGCUGUGCCAUGUGACAACAGUUGGAUGAUGGAUAAGGAUCAUCUGACGAAAUGGGCGGGCUAUUCCUUCUACACCUGGGAGAUGGCGAUUGAGAAGUGCGUCACCGUUUCCUAUGCGCUCUCCAUGCAGCCUGUCUUGGCCUUCGUGGGCGGCUUGGAGUUCGACAUUCUCCCCGCACCGCUGGCGGAUAUCGAUACCAUGGUCUGCUGGCCGGACAAGCAACCAGGCGGCGUCGACCUGAGCGUCUUGCGGACCGUCAUCAGCUCGGGGGGCGUGAUGCUCUACAGUCGCACGCUACGAUUGGUGAAACGCUUCGGAGACAACACGGACUUUACGGACAACAACAUCUAUUCAGCCUACGAAACGUACCGCAACCCGGCAGGAGUGGCGGUUGGAAGUCAUAGUGUGGAAGAUGACCGUACUUUGGAGGCCAUGGACCGCACCGCUUCGCUGCUGCAAAAUCGCAGCCAGACGCCUGAACAACCUGAGUUGGUCUGGAGGGACCAGGAGCUGUAUUUGGCCACCAUGGAAUACGGCAAGCAUCUGGAGCAAACCAUCCUCUCUGAGCAUCGCAACCAUGCUGCGGCCCAUCGCUUGGGAUUGCUUCAGACGGACGCGACAAGCAGCGCGAAGAGCGGCGCAGAUGAAUUGCAACUCUUUCGCUUCCGCAAUCCUGGCCUGGUGAGUUUUGAGAUCAAGGGUGAGAUGGUGGGCAACCAGUUGGAUUUGGUGAUGCAGGUGAGCUUCGGGGGCUUCAAUUCACCCGAGAAGCGCAUCAAAUUGGUGGAUCUGGUGGAUCAGUUCGCGGUGGUGCUGACUGCCAUGCCCUUCGUCUCCGUGGGAACCAAGGCGAAAGCGAUCGCUGCGUUGAAGGGCUUCAACCAGGACGAUGUGAAGAAGGUCGUACCAAAGGCUUGGGACCUGGCGAGUACGGAGUACGAAGCCGAUUGGGGUUACAGCUUCGAUCACGAAGGCUGGAGCUUUUCCCCACCCAACACGGCCAUCACCGGCUUCCGGCGCAGUCAUGAGAACAACUUGUACAACUUGGAGGCCGCCAAAUAUCGCAGCACUCAGUUUGAUGAAGAGGAGUGCGAGUAUGUGAAUUUGAGUCCAGCCUUGGACAAUGCAAAUUCCUGGGGCCUGUGUCCAGAUGGCUACUUCUUCCAUGGCUUGAAUCCUGGCGACAUGAUGAACCGAGGGCCCUGGGAAUGCAAACACAUCGGCUGCAUCGAAUGGGGCAAAUGCUGCCGCCCCAAAGGGGCAGGUCGUUGGGGUCAGUGUCAGAUUGCAGAUUGGAGCACCAGCUUCGACGACACAGGUUCAUCAACCUGCCCCUUUCCAUAUGGCUUGGUCGGGCUGUACCGGAGUGGCACGUCCGGCAUCCAGGGGAUUGAGCUUGCCUAUUGCUGUGAACUCGGAGUUCCUACGAACACCGAAACCAACUACUACCUCUCGGCGACGGAAUAUGCGGCUGACUGGUCAAGUAGCUUUGAUAGCGCCGGCUGGUCCUCGGCGGAUGGUUUUAUCACAGGCUUUCAUCGUAGCAGUGGAACGGAGCUCUACUACUUGGAGACGGCUUUCUAUCGCAAACCCCACGAAGCUGGGACGCACUUGGAAUGA